AUGGCUCUGCAGGAGGCUGAGGUCUGGUUCCAGAACCGCCGAGCCAAGUGGAGGCGGCAGGAGAAGAUGGAGGCCAGCUCCAUGAAGCUCCAUGACACCCCCAUGCUGUCCUUCAACCGGCCGCCCAUGACGGCCAACGUGGGGCCCAUGAGCAACUCCCUCCCACUCGACCCGUGGCUGACGUCGCCCAUCUCCAGUGCCACCCCUGUGCACAGCAUCCCCGGCUUCAUGGGAGCCCCGCAGGCCCUGCAGCCCCCCUACGGAGGGCACUCCUUCCUCAACACCCCCCCGGCCAUGGCUCAGGGCAUGCAGCCCAUGGCCCCCGCGCCCUACCAGUGCGGCACCCCCUUUGUGGACAAGUACCCGCUGGAGGACGUCGACCAGAGGAGCUCCAGCAUCGCCUCGCUCCGCAUGAAAGCCAAGGAGCACAUUCAGACCAUCGACAAGACCUGGCAGCCCAUUUGA
Molecule: messenger RNA, 465 nt
Organism: Lagopus leucura (white-tailed ptarmigan)
Lineage: Eukaryota; Metazoa; Chordata; Aves; Galliformes; Phasianidae
Gene: RAX2
Product: retina and anterior neural fold homeobox 2
Exons: 2
Coding region: 1-465 (154 amino acids)
Biological process (GO): positive regulation of transcription by RNA polymerase II
Molecular function (GO): DNA-binding transcription factor activity, RNA polymerase II-specific; RNA polymerase II cis-regulatory region sequence-specific DNA binding
Source: RefSeq, a predicted model, not a curated record